Iphiclides podalirius (scarce swallowtail) is the source of this 984-nucleotide messenger RNA. The record is from the annotation of a GenBank genome assembly. Lineage: Eukaryota; Metazoa; Arthropoda; Insecta; Lepidoptera; Papilionidae.
AUGUUGUGGGAUAUCAAGAAUCUAUCCCAGAAAGAGCACAAGAACCUACGUGUCAACAUCGAGUUCGAUUACGCGUCCCACGUGGCGUGGAGCCCGGACUCCAAGGCGUUCAUCGUCCACACAGUAAGAGAGAACAACAUCAUCGUCUACAAGAUUGAGAAGAAGAAAGACGGUGCCAUCGGCGCUGCGACACCUGUCAUAACCUUUGAUAAGGUUCACGCGGAGGACGUGAUCGGCUUCGGGAUAUCGAGCAACGGGAAAUUUAUGAUGUCCUGCUCAUCGAAGACGGACAUGGUGAUUUGGGACCUGAAAGGCCAGCAGCUGGACAGGCUGGACACGUACUUGAUGAGCACGCACUCGGCGAGGAUAUCGCCGUGCGGCCGCUUCGUGGUCGCCACGGGCUUCUCGCCCGACGUGAAAGUGAUGGAGGUGUGCUUCGCCAAGUCGGGCGAGUUCAAACAGGUCGCGAAGGCGUACGAGCUCAGCGGCCACACGUCCGGUAUAUACGACGUGGCGUUCGACGUGGACACCUCUCACAUCGCGACCAUAUCCAAGGACGGCACGUGGAAGCUGUUCCACACAAAGAUUGAGUACACGCGAGGAGAGUCCCCGCACGUGCUGGAGACGGGCAGCUACACUCAGACCGCGAACGCGCCUCACAUCGCGCUCUCGCCCAACGCGGAGGUGCUGGCCGUCUCCGUCGACAGCUCUGUGGAGUUCUACGACACGUACACCGGCCAGCUGUACGACACGGUGGAGAACAUAUACUCGGGCCCGAUAAACUGCAUGUGCUUCGACGCCAGCGGCAAGUAUCUGUUCGUGUGCGGCGACAGGGCGGUGAGGGUGCUGCACAACGUGUGCGGGUACCACACCACGAUCGGCAGCUGCACCCGCCUGUUGGGCUCGAAGCAAACCUCCGCCACGGUCGAACGCCUCAACAAGACAAUACAGAGCUGCAAGGAAACGCUCGCGAGCUUCGGGAAG